Monomorium pharaonis (pharaoh ant) is the source of this 5981-nucleotide messenger RNA. RefSeq lists its product as uncharacterized. NCBI's taxonomy places the organism in Eukaryota, Metazoa, Arthropoda, Insecta, Hymenoptera, Formicidae. The record is from RefSeq and is a predicted model, not a curated record. Bases 105 to 5840 code for a protein of 1911 amino acids. The transcript has 16 exons.
UAAUAUUAACUUAAAAACAAAACUUUAAAAUCUGUAAACGAGAUUAAUAAUUUGAAAAAGCUUAAAUUAGAUGUCAGCAUCAGCUCGAUGAAGAUCAAAAUAUUAUGAAUAGCGUACAUACAAUAAGCAAAUAUUUACGAGACAUCGGUCGAGAGAAUUUCGCAGUUAAGUCUCAGUCUGUGUUCAGAAUGUUAGCGAGUAAAGAUCUUGUCGUAUGUUUCUGUAUAUUAUGGAUUUGCGUAAAUAACGCAAAAUGCCAAGAUUUAAAAGCAUUGUCUAAGACAUUAGAUGAAAUGCUCGUUAAUACUAGAGCAUUUCGGAAACCUCGAGAUCACAAAGAUAUACCGGCAAUUUGGCAAGAGUAUGAAUUCGAAACUGGAGCUGGAAAUCGAGAAGAAAUUAUUGUAACAAAUAUAUCGUUGCAUACACUUGCUGAUAUAACUAAAAAUAUUGACAUAUCAAUAAACAAUUCGCAAUUUUUGCAAUCUGAAAUAAGUUACUUUAUUUGUGCCGAAAAUUCGACAUUGCUUUUCUACAAAAUUAAUUUGGACAAUUUAUCAAUGGAACGUAUUAUAAGUUUAGUGGCUGAAGGGCACAUAUUACAGUUUAAAGUUCUCCAUUUCAAUAUCGAAGAAAGAUUUCAUGAAAAUCACGCAAACAAUUUAAUGGCAAUUCUACUCGUUAAAUCUCAGAACGAUUAUUUUCUGUAUUGGUAUAAGAUUUUCGAAAAUACAUAUAUGUUAUAUUCAACUUGGCCCUUACGAAAGCAAAUUCAAAAUAUGGAAUUCGUACGAGAAGAAAAUCAACAUAAAUUAUUGCUAUUCGACAAUGAUGAUGCAUAUCUCGAAGAACAAUCACUGAUUGAUAUUUACGGUUUUGAAAUUGAUUGUAAUAAUCAUCGUAUCGAUAUAUGGUUUUGUAGACGGUACUUUGUUCCAAAAGUAUUUGAUGUCCAAAUUUGUUCAAUUUACGGACGCAAUGUGCUGGCUUUCCAAGGAAUCGAUAGCGUUAUUUUAUACGAAUUGAUAAAUGAGGAUAAAUUAUGCCAAUUUGAGAAAUUGGAAGUUAUUAAAUCCAACAAACUGAAAAAUUUUGUCUGCUUCGAAAGUGGAUAUAUUGAAUAUUUAGCAAUUAAUGGACAGGAAUCGCGUUUGUUUCACUUUUUUGAGAAUAAACUUCAAGAAAUUGCUAAAACUAAUCUGCAUUUUAAUGAAACAACCGAAAUUUUGUGGAUAGUCACUGUACCAUUAAACACAUAUCGAGAUGAAUCUUUGUUACUAGUUCAAUUAAAAAAUUUAACAGUAAUUGCUCUGGCUUGGCAAGGAUCAGAGUUUAAAGUUGUGUCUUUACCUAAUAAACUUAUGAAUAACUUCGAUUUAUCUAAAAUUAUUAUUAUUCCAAAAGUCGGAUUCGUGCAAACAAAUAUGCUUGUACAUAUAGAAAUCACCUUAAAUGAAUCAAUGCAUCCUGUUUAUGACGAGAUGGCAAGCGUUUCAAAGACCCGAGCUUUAUUAGAGGAAGUUUAUCGAAAACAGGAGGUCAUCUUUGGUGAAAUCGAAGUACAAUUUAAUCAAAGUUAUUUCAAGAAUCCUAUGCUAGCAAGUUUUUGGACUCUUUCAAAAGUAAAUGUAUCGAAUGCUACAAUUGAAAGACAUGUAAAUUAUGGCGCUGUCAAAGUUGGAUCGAUCAAUUUACAAAUGGAAGAUAUAUCAAUAAACGUGACAUCACAUUUUAAAAAAUUAGAAAAACUAAAAGUGGAGCUCGAUCAAAUCUUACCGAAUUUGAGAAACAUAAUUAAUUCAACAAGAAUUACCUUACCUUCGGAUAUUGAAUUAAUUGGAGAUUUGUUGGUGAAUGGUACUUUGUACGCAAAAACUAUAAUUGCUGGUUUUAUUAAUAACGUAUCAACUUCAAUCGAAGCGAACGGUAUAAUAAAUCAUCUUAUUAACGGGCAGAAAUCUUUUCUUUCCAUCGACACAAAUAACUUAACGAUUCUCUCUUUAAAUGACAUACCGUUGGAAAAAAUCAUGUUUGAUUUUUCAAUAAAAAGUUAUAACAAUGUAAAUUUUUCAACAUUAAGACGAUUAAAAAUUAACGGACAUUUAAACAUUUACGAAGUAAAUAACAUUAAUUGGAAAGAGCUGAUACAAAGUAUAGUUUGGAUAGAUGAAUCGAUAACUGUUUCUGGAGAGACAAUUGUGGAAGGGCUUGUCGCCGAAGAAGCUAAAAUCAAGGAGUUAAAUCAUUUGCAAUAUCCAAAGAAUUAUGUUUUAACAAGUUCUGAUAAAUUUUCUAUCAACGUUACGAGUAAAAAGCACUUUGCCAAUCUAUCCACGAAACAUUUGCUGGGGAUCAAUGCAAUAAACAAAAUAGAUAUUAACGAUUUUAUUAUUCUCAAUAAACAUGAAAUCAUUAAUCAAAAAAUUAUUUUUGAAAAUCUGGAAGUUGGUGGAACCUUCGAGAUUAAUGGAAAUCUAAAGGGUAUUAACAUAAGCAACAUGGAGAAUUUGCUUAACGAAACCGACAGUCUUUUAUCAGAUGUUAUUUUUGAAAAUCUGACAAUUAUGGGAAACAUUAUACUCAAAGAUUCAAUUAAUACUAAAAUAUGGUCGAAUUUUGACGAUUUUUUAUUAAAAACUGAAACUAAUACGGUUAUUAUUGGAAAUAAAAAAUUGUGGAAUAAUGUCAACAUUAAGUCUGACGUAACAAUUAAAUCCAGACGAAUUAAUGAUCACAUUUUGUCGGAAUUUGUAACAUUAGAUACCAAUCAACAGUUUCCUUAUUUAACAAAGAUAUUAGCACACAUUAUGUUUGGAAAUGUAACUUUUGAUACUUUGAAGAAAUUAAAGAAUUACAUAAACUAUGAACAAGAUAUUGCUUCUGGUUGCUUAAAUAAAAUACUAUUGUUUAAUAAAUCACCUGUUAUCGACAAUUUGUCUUUUGAUACCGUAAAACAGACUAUUUCACAGACUACUUUUUUGGGAAAAUUAAAUAAAGCUUUUCGAGAAAUAUAUUUCGAGAAUUUGACAAUCUCGAGAUUAUUAGCCGAUGAGAUUUUGCCAAACACAAUCAAUGGAGUCAAUUAUACUGAUCUGAUCAAACGUAUAUUAACACUCUAUACGCAACAGAAUCUGACAGGUGCUUUAAUAAUUGACAACUUGGAAACAGACGUAUUAAAUGCUAAGGUUAUCAACGGAAUAUCGUUGAAUACAUGGAAUCUGUUAUUAACGCAUACAAAAUCACUGUAUAAUUACGUUUUAAACAGAAAUACAUUGAUAAAUUCUCUACAAGUGAUAGGGAUGGUAACGGCAUCUUCAAUUAAUAACAAUGAUAUUAUUGAUAUUUACAAAGAAGAUAACAUGGCAACUGUCGUUUUCAAUGAAAACGUAUCAAUCAUAGAUUUGAAAGUAAUUGACUUUAUAAACAGUUUGAAUCUAUCAAAGUUUAUUGCUGAUGCUGUUCAAAAAGUCGAUGGCAAUAUUACAUUUAUAGAUCGCAAAAUAUUUAAAAAUAUCACGUGCGAAGUUUUAAAAACGCAAACUAUAAAUGGACAUUUUGUAAACGACAUCUUGGAUCCAAAUGAAAAGCAGAUACUCAAAGGACCAAUUGUUAUAAAUGGCACGAUUAUGAUCUUAACAAAUUUUAAUACAACUAGCAAGAUUGGAAAUUCUAUGUUUUUAAAUGAUUUCAUAGAUAGAUUUAAAACACUUGAAAAUAAUUCUUAUGCUCUUCGCGGUAAUUUUUACUUCAAUAAAACAGCCUUCGUAACAAAACUAAAUGUAAAUGGAUUAAUUCAGGAAUCAGUGUUGGAUAGUUUUUUUGAUAAAAUAAUCUUUAAGAAUGAUGUAAAUGUUACAAUAUCCGGCUUAAAAUUAUUUAAAAGUUUAAUUACAUUUUAUGGUACAUUUAAUAUCGAUGGCAACUUGAACGAUAUAGAUUUACAUAAAUUUCGCAAAAAUGUUAUUUAUAUCGAUGAAUCUUUCUCGAUUAACACCGAAGUUACAUUCAAAGAAGACAUUUAUUUACAAAAAGAUCUUGUAAUCAAAUCAAAGCUACAAGUAAAUACCAUUAAGGAAAUUGAAAUAAAAAACUUACAGGAAAAUGUUAUCAUCCUUAAUAAAGCUAAGUACUUUCCAGCCCGAAUUACAUUCGACAAUGUAACUUUCCAGUCAAGUAUAAAAAUCAUACAAAUCAAUAGUUUACAAAUGGAUCUGACUGGAUUAAUUUUAUUAAAUAAACAACAGUUUAUCAUGAUUGAUAAACUUAACUGUACUGAUAUUAUUGUUAAGAACAUCCAAAUAUCAGGACUUAUUAAUACUUACUAUAUGAAAGAUAUUUAUGCAGACACUUUUAUGAUACAAGAUAAUCAAAAUAUUACAGGAUCUAUAAAAAUACACGGAAACGUUUAUGCAUAUCAUAACUUUAACGCUCAUUUAAUUAAUAAUUUUAAUUCUGCAAAAAUUGUUUCUUUAACUGCAAACAAUAUUCUAACAGGAAACUUUAUGUUCAAAACUUCAAUUAUUCUUGAUAAAAGUCUUAGGAUUUUGGGCUUCCUGAACAGAAUAAGUCCGACUAAUUGGCAAAGAGUAGCAAUAAAGACAACAGAUGAAACAGAACAGAUUAUAUCUGGAAAAUGGAGAGUACAUGGAAAUGUUUACUUUGAAGAGAAUGUUGAUGGAAGUGAAUUUUUAAAUAAGGUUAAUGUCACAGACAUGUCAUUGACUUUAGUAAGAGAACAUCCUGAAAUAAAUUAUGUCAUCGAAAAAAUAUAUGAGGAUUUGAAUAACAUGUGUACAUGGAAUUUAAAUAUGCUUAAAUACAAUGCUAUAAAUCAGAUAUAUAAAUUCAAUACGUUUGAUUACUUAGAAAUUCAGGAAUUCGAAGGAGAUAUUCAUGAUAUUCGUAAUGUCGAAGUGAAUAAUGUGGAUUAUAUAUUAGUAAACUAUAAUAUUUGUCGUAUAAAACUUCUAUUAUAUAUUCAAACUGAUUUUCAAAUAAUUGAUGAAAUAUCUGAUUUUGGAUUAAUCGAUGAAUGGAUGUUUUUCAAAUCAAAUCAAAGCGCUUUAUACAUACUUACCACCGCAAAACGCACCUGCGGUAGAAGCCUUAAUAAUAUAUGGAAAUUGGAAAAUAACAGAUUGAUGCAUGUAUUAGAACUUGGUAAUAUCACAGAUCCAAAGAAUUUAUAUCAAGAUGAAUUUGUAACAAUGAUCCAAGAGAGUAUUGAAAUUGCACCAGAAAAUCUGCAAUCGGAUAUAUUAAAUGCUCUCAUCUCCUAUAAAAACGAGAAAUUAAAUUUAGUUUCAAAUAGAAAUCCUAUUACAUUAAUUAAUCAACAUUUAACAUAUAAAUUGCAAGAAAAAUUCUUAAAUGGCACAAACUUAAAAAAUUGUCUUGGUUGUAGUAGCUUAUUAACUUUUAAAGUAGGUAUUAAUGAAAGAGAAGAGUAUAUCUACUAUAAUGAAGAAGUCAGCCCAGAUUACAUAUAUUUGUGCGAAAAUGAUAUUUCACAAACAAGGAUCUUACAGACUAUAAAAGCACAUCGACCAAAAUCAAUUUUAGUUCUAAAUUUGGAUGGAUUUAUCGAAACAUUGCUCGUUAUCGUAGAAAAUAACAUUAUCCAAAUUUAUGAAUAUAAAGGUAUCGAAGGUUUCGUGCAUCAAAAUAUUAUACAAAUAAAAGUUGAUAAAUUAUACAACUUUAACAUAAGAAAAUAUAAUAAUUUAGAAAAAAGGCAUUGUUUAGCUGCAAUCCACAAAAAUCGUUUAACAAUUUUAGAAGCAAGAAUGUAUGGUGAAAAGUUAGAUUUAGAGACUUCUUGUUACACAAAUGAGCAUUAAAUAUAUCAAAAAUAUAAAUAUAUAAUAUAUAUAUAUAUAUAUAUAUAUACUUUAUUGUAUAAUAUAUGAAAACAUUUUGUUGCUAAAGAUUGUCACGUAGCAUAAUAAUGUAGCUAUAUAUUAAAAUAAAUUGAUUUAUGU